GUAGUAUUUUAGUUCCACAAUUCAUGGUUAUUCUGUUUGUGUCCACUUGUGAACAGAAGAAGUGAUAUGUGGACGAAAGUAAACAAGAGAAAACAAGAAUGGCACCUCUCUCCCUUUGCUUCAAGCCAUUAACAUAUUCUCUUCUUAAUUAUUCUGUUUCUCAAAACCUAAAUUUCCCUCAUAAAAACUCUAAUUAUACUCCAAUUACUGCUUCCUCUCCAGAAUUAAAGCCCAUUAUUAUCAAUGCAAAUCCUCCCACUUUUGUCUCUGCUCCUGAUCGUCGUAUCGUUGCUGUUGGGGAUUUGCAUGGAGAUUUAUCCAAGGCGCGAUGGGCACUCAACAUGGCAGGAGUCUUGAGUGCAGAUGGUCACGACUCAUGGACUGGUGGUGAGACGGUAUUAGUACAGCUGGGUGAUAUACUUGAUCGCGGGGAGGAUGAAAUCGCAAUCUUGUCAUUGUUGCGGUCACUGGAUAUGCAGGCACGAUUAGAAGGGGGAGCUGUCUUUCAGGUGAACGGAAAUCAUGAAACCAUGAAUGUGGAAGGUGAUUUUAGAUAUGUCGAUUCUGGUGGAUUCGAUGAGUGCACAGCCUUCCUGGAGUAUCUAAAUGAGCGUAAUCACAACUGGGAAGACGCUUUCGUUAACUGGGUCACUAUCUCUGAGAAAUAUAAGGAAGAUCAUCUAAAAUCUCGAAAUUAUUUCGGUCCUUGGAAUCUAGUGGAGAGGCAGAGGGGAGUUCUUGCACGGUCAGUCCUCCUUCAACCAGGAGGCCCGCUUGCUCGUGAAUUAGCCCGACAUCCCAUUGUCCUUAAAGUUAAUGAUUGGGUCUUUUGUCAUGGCGGCCUUCUUCCUCAUCACGUUGGUUAUGGUAUAGAGAGGAUGAACAACGAUGUUUCCCGUUGGAUGAGAGGUUUGCAUGACGAAGAUACUUCAUCACUGUCUUUCAUAGCCACCAGAGGAUACGACAGUGUUGUUUGGAAUCGGUUGUAUUCCCGAGAUUCUUCAGAUUAUGCGGAUCAUCAGAUUAAACAGAUACACGAUAUCCUUCAAGAAACAUUACAAACUGUCGAUGCGAAGGCUAUGGUGGUCGGUCAUACACCUCAGACCGCAGGGGUGAAUUGUGAAUACAACUGUAGCAUAUGGCGUGUUGAUGUAGGGAUGUCGAGUGGAGUUCUCGAUUCAAGACCAGAGGUUUUGGAAAUAAAAGGCAACGUAGCAAGAGCAAUUAGGAGCCAUGGCGAUGCAUCAAGUGAAUUACAGGUGCUCAGUUACAUAUAGAUUAUAGAACGUAAGAAAGCAAUUCUCCAUUGUGUUCGAAUGUUGCGAUUGAUUCUUGAACACUUACAACACGAUAUUAUGAUUUGUAUCGUUUGUUGAGAACAUAAGCUUGUAAUUAUCCCUUUGCAAUUCAAGAACAAAACAUUGUUCAGUUGGUAAAUAUAUUCAUUUUGUCCGAGAAAAAGAUUAAAA
Amaranthus tricolor (Joseph's coat) is the source of this 1469-nucleotide messenger RNA. Its product is annotated as shewanella-like protein phosphatase 1. Bases 99 to 1277 code for a protein of 392 amino acids. Gene Ontology annotation, molecular function: hydrolase activity. The record is from RefSeq and is a predicted model, not a curated record. The transcript has 9 exons. NCBI's taxonomy places the organism in Eukaryota, Viridiplantae, Streptophyta, Magnoliopsida, Caryophyllales, Amaranthaceae.